UGAUUCCCUAUUAGAACAAUCAUAAACUGUACUCACUUGAUAUGUUGAUGCAGAAAUCUAAGAAUAGACUUGCUGAAAAAAAAGAAAAAAGAGGAUCGAUGUAUCCUUACCCAUAUAAAGUGCAACCUGAAAGAAUUCCAGAUAUCGUAGAAGAACGUAAGAGAUCCCUUGAUACGAUCUCAAUGCCUCAAAUGAGCAGGAAUAGGUGCCCCAGUAGAGAUGACCCUGAUCUUUAUAUUAAAUAAGAUAUUUGGAGCAAAUUUCGAAUUUUCUGAGAAAUAUUUGACUUCCAAAAUAAGUUCUGAGAAAAUAAUUAAGGCUAUUAAGAAAAGAUACUGAUUUAAGAAAGUGACUAGGUCAACACUGAAGCAUAUUCUUUAUGAAGGGGCUCGGACUAACCACAUCCUCAGGAUGAGCAACUCAUGAUUCGAAAAGAUGGUGGAUAUCCUUAAUAUAGACUGAGAAUCUGAUGAAGAAGAUGAGAAAUCACCAGAAAUCGCAAAUAAUGUAGAUCCAGUUAUAUACUUAAAAAAGGAAAAUAUUAAGCUCAACUCUUCCCAGGGCCUAAACUCUUCUAUUGGAGAGUCACCUUGAAGGAAGAGUGAUGGACUGGAAGAGAAGAAUAAAAAUCAGGCACCAAAACUUCUAAAAACUCAGCUAAUACCAAUGAGUUCUCUAUAA
Moneuplotes crassus is the source of this 681-nucleotide messenger RNA. The record is from the annotation of a GenBank genome assembly. Lineage: Eukaryota; Ciliophora; Spirotrichea; Euplotida; Euplotidae.